Messenger RNA from Closterium sp. NIES-67, 2225 nucleotides. The record is from the annotation of a GenBank genome assembly. Lineage: Eukaryota; Viridiplantae; Streptophyta; Zygnematophyceae; Desmidiales; Closteriaceae.
CUUCUUCUAGCUUAGCAUAUUCUCCGUCGCCUCCUUCCCAUCGCUAGUUUUAGGGAAUUGGCCUCUUGCAUACCGAGCGAUUUAUUCGUGACGCUGAUAGAUCACGAUACUGAGCGAGUUCUCCUACACUAUACGAAGCCAGGGUUAGGAUCUUAGAGUUCCGAGAUUCCAUUGUACAUGAGAUUCCACCAGCAAUGGCGCUUCCCACGUCAGAGCUCUUCAAUCGGUACUACUUCAGCGAGGUUCUUGGAGAGGGCCAGUCUGGCCGCAUUUGGCGCUGCCGCGAUAGAAUCACGGGGGAGACGCUCGCGUGCAAGCAGGUCCGCAAACGCGGGAUGUCACACGUGGAGCUCGCUGAUUUGCGGAGAGAGGUUCAGGCGAUGCUGAUUCUUCGGGGGCACCCGAACGUGCUGUGCUUGCGAGGACUCUACGAAGACGACAAAGCGGUGUACAUGAUAACGGAGCUGUGCGCGGGCGGCGAUCUGUUCGCGCUUAUAGCGGAGCACGAGGGGCUGGAGGAGUCUGCCGCGGCGCGCCUCUUCCUUCAACUAGCGAGGGCUGUGCGGUGGUGCCAUAUCAACCGCGUCGUGCAUCGCGAUAUAAAGCCAGAGAACAUUCUUGUCGUUCCCCCCGAGCUUUCCCCCGACUCCGCGCCCUUUCCCCCAAAGCACAACCGGAGAAAGUCCCGCCUCUCCGACAACGAGUCGUCUUCCCCUCCUUCCUCCCCCGAGUCCCCCGCUUUCUCCGCCUCCCCCGAUGGCGUCGAGACUCAGGCUGCUGGCAGAAAUGCCCCGCGCCCCGAAGAUAUGGGAAUCCGGCUGGCCGACUUCGGCUUGGCGUUUCCGCUACAACCGGGUUCAGCUAUUAUCGGAGCGGCCGGAAGCGCGCCGUACGAAGCGCCGGAGGUUCUGGCGCACGAGCCGUACAACUACUGCGCGGACAUCUGGUCGCUUGGCGUGUUGCUCUACGCGAUGCUCUCCGCUAACUGGCCGGCUUUUCCCGACGACAAUCGCAAGCUGCUGCCGUCAGAUCUGCAGCCGAAGCCAUGGCCGUCGAUCUCGUUCGAGGCGAAGGAUCUGAUCCGUCGGAUGCUAACGGUGGAUCCUAUGGACAGGAUUGAUAUUAUCGGCGUGCUCGAGCAUCCAUGGUUGGCGAAACAGCUCGCUCCGCCUCGGCUGGAGGCUCCGUCGCCGGCUCCGUCGCUGGCUCCGUCGCCAGCCCCAGCACAGUCACAGCGACCAAAGACGAAGUUACGGUCUGCGACACCCCAAAGCGAAACCGUGAAGCGCUGGGAGCCUUCGUCCAACGCUGUCGCCGUGCCUCGAGCAUUGAGCGUCGUAGUCGCAACAGCUGCUGCGACGGAGUCGCCGAAGAGUGAACCUGUUUCGCCAACGACCAGUGUGAGCCCUGGCGGGCCCGCUACUGUCUGCCGUGAGAACGGCCAAACCCUAAAGCUAGAAUCCCCUCACGAUCGACCGCAAUCAGUGGCCGUGAAGCUGGCGGAAGUUCCGCGAUCACACAGCAAUGUGUUGCCCAAGUCAGCACGUGAUGUGCAAGCGACUGUCGCGACGACUCCCGGGCGAUCCAGGCAAACCAGAAGAUCCCGUCUCCAGCGACAUUCCUCGCAAAUCGCGCAAUCCCAUUUAUCGUCGACUCUCGGUGGUGACCACGUUUCGGAGGCUGGAAGAUUUGAGGGUUGUGGUGUUUCCAACUCCGCCGCAAGGCAUUUUACCCAGUCGGCUCUUGUCGGGGAUAUAGCCAGGGAAUCUGACGGUAACUGUAACGGAGCCGACGGAGACGACGGAGUAGACGGGGAAAGCAAAACGUCAAACGAUCAGGGUGAAAGUGAGGGCGAUUUCCCCUCCCCUUCAUCUCCGCCCUCCAGAACUUCUGAUGAAGUCCCAAACGCAGCAGAGCCGCCCACAUCUUCUGGCAGAGGGUGGUGUGAGGCGUUUGAGCAUCAAGAAAAGGAGAGGGAGGGAGUGGAUAGCAGUAUUUUAUCAUGCCGUAUCAUGCCUGGAAGACGAUCCAGGUUCAAGAACCACCUAGAAGACCCUCCCCUGCCUGCAGCCCUAUCUUUAUCAUCAUGCUCUUCAGUGUCAUCGGGCUCAGACCUUUAGACUAUAUAGCUACCGUAUCAGGCCCAAGAUAUCAAGUUUUUUUCCCUGAUUUUGCCUUUUUCUGGGUGUUCGUGUAUAUCUACCUUGAUGAUGUUGGAAAUACUU